GUAUUGGCUGAAAGGCCCGAAGGUCGGUACUAAGGAAGUCGUAAUGGACAACAUGAUCGGUUACCCUGACAACAUCCGCCGUAGUGACCACGGCACGUUCCUGGUCGGCAUAACGACGACACGUUUCCGGAAGCUCACGCCUCCUUUCCUGGACCUGAUCGCCCCGUAUCCGGCCGCCAAACGCUUCCUGGCAAAGGUGAUUCCUCUGAGCUGGUACAACCUCCUGCUGCCGCGCUACGCUCUGGUCCUGGAGCUGGGAUCGGACGGCGAGAUCGUGGGAACGCUGCACGACCCCGAAGGCCGCCUGACGUGGGCCGUCAGCGACGUCUUCCAGCACCGAGGGAGGACCUACCUGGGCAGCACCGAGCUGCCGUUCCUGCCCGUCCUGGAGUGAAGGCGGAGCUGAUGGCGGACAACCAGCGCUGAAUGUAGGCGGAUUCUUUUAUUUUUGACACCAUCGAGCAGCUACGAGGACAUUCGUUGUGAUUCAGGAUUUUUAAGGUUUUUAGUCGGCGUUCACCUCCAGAGCGCCACGGGGAUGUUGGAUCGAACCUGGUUUAAAGUCCAGAGGUGAACUUAGAGACUCAUAAAGAUGUUUUUAGAAGAAAACUUUAAUCUAAAACUACUGGCAUAAAACUAACAAACGUUUUAGUGCAGUUAUGUGUCCCAAACAUUUACUUUUUUACAUUUACGUCUAGAUCGGCCUUCUGCGUUUUUUGUCAGUUUCGUGGCCGCCGUAGUUUAGUCGAGUCCAAUGGCACUAAAUCCUAAACACUGGUCCUUUAACAACCUUUAAAUAUGAUAUUUGUAAAAUUGAUGCAUUAGAGGGCUUUUUAAAUACAGGCAGACUAAUUAAACUAGUUAAGAGUAUUAGGAAAAGGAAUUAAAGUCAUAUUUAGAGAAUAAAGUUGUUUUUAUUUGAAAUUACAACUUCAUGUUUUUAUUAGUUUAUAAUCAUCUGAACAUAAGAAUCGAUGUUUGUUUGCUUAGAUUGAGACGUUUUUAUCUACUGAGUCCGCCGUGUUUCUACAUUAUAACACUUUAGUCGACUUUUUUUUCGUAACAUUGAAACUUUUUAGUUGAACAAUUUAGAUUUUCUUUUCCCGCCCUCAGUGUGGCUCCGAUACUCCGUCACAGCGAGAUCACAUCAAUCAGCACAACUCUCUGAGAUAUUUAGAGAAUUUAUUUGGACAAAAACACACAAGCCUAAAAUACAUCAUCAUCAUCAUCAUCAUCAUCAUCAUCAUCAAAAACUACUCUGAAAAUAAAACGACGGGUUCCAAAAACAAAAAGACAUCCUAACAGGUUGGAAAGUGCAUCAGUGAACGGAAACGAGGUGAUCGGCUUCGAGAGGGAAACUAAUCACAGCGUGUUUGUUGACUUUAGAGCUCGGUGUUCUCACGUCGAACAGAGGAAGAACGAGCUGUACGAGCGAACAGAAAACCAACGAUUCACAAUUAACCAGUUUCUUCGGAAAGACAAUAACUCACGAGCAAAAUUAAAAAAAGAUUUGACAACAGACGUCAUGCAGACGUAGCAGAGAGACUUUCUGAAUGUCACCUUGUUUAAUAUUUCAACUCUCUGAAUCAGGUCUUCAGUUGGAUGUUAAUAAUAAUACUAUAAUUAAUUUAACACUGACUGUAGAAACAUAAAGGCAGGGCCACAAAAAGAAUUAAAGACAUUAUGUUUAGUUCCCUUAAAGUAUGAAGGAGGUCGCAUUGAAACAUCAAAUAUAGAUUAUUUCUCUAUUUCAAACGUUACUGGUCAAAUUAAACUUUUAUUUGGCCUUUUAAAGUUCUCACAUCCAACCCAGAAAACUAAAAACAACUGAUAUAAAACUUGAUUUCUUUUUUUGGCAAGAUUUAUCUUCCGUCUUUCUGAACUUCCUUCCUCACGUUAGGAACCAGUGGCUCAGUCAAAUCCCUCAAACAUGAAAUAAUUAUUCAAAUACUCGACUCCAACCUACAAAUUCAUGUUUUCAAAUGAACUCGGUAUGAAAUGUGCAACACGUGACGGAUUAAAAUCAAAAAGAUGACAAAGAAUUUACAAAACAUAAGAAGAAAAGAUGAAAAGUGAUAGUGAGAUUUGUGAAUGAAAAAGGUGCUUUAACGCUCAGUCGAGACACUGAAUAUACGUAUGAAUGUAUGAAUUCUGUUUUCAGUCAAAAGUUGUUUUAUUAAACUGUUUUCUGUUGA
Messenger RNA from Morone saxatilis (striped sea-bass), 2195 nucleotides. RefSeq lists its product as uncharacterized. NCBI's taxonomy places the organism in Eukaryota, Metazoa, Chordata, Actinopteri, Moronidae. The record is from RefSeq and is a predicted model, not a curated record. Gene Ontology annotation, biological process: biosynthetic process. Gene Ontology annotation, molecular function: strictosidine synthase activity.